UUAUUUUUUAAAUCAAAAACAACCCCGUUUACAUUUUAGAAGAAUAAAAUAUAAGCUACAAUGCCGUACGCCAACCAGCCAUCAGUGCAUAUCACGGAACUAACAGACGAUAAUGUUAAAUUCGUUGUCGAGGAUACCGAGCUGAGUGUCGCCAAUAGUAUGCGGCGUGUAUUUAUUGCAGAAACGCCGACGAUGGCCAUCGACUGGGUCCAAUUAGAAGCUAACUCCACUGUACUUAGUGAUGAGUUUCUCGCACAUCGCGUGGGACUCAUACCUCUAAUAUCUGAUGACGUCGUCGACAAAAUUCGGUACUCCAGAGAUUGUAUGUGUGCCGAUUUCUGCUCAGAGUGUAGUGUUGAAUUUACGUUAGACGUAAAGUGCACGGAUGACCAAACGCGACAUGUGACCACAGCAGACUUGAAGUCCAGCGACCCGCGGGUGGUGCCCGUGACUUCACGUCACCGUGACGAGGACCAGGCAGACUAUGGUGAGGCUGAUGAAAUAUUGAUUAUAAAGUUACGAAAAGGACAGGAAUUAAAGUUACGAGCAUAUGCCAAGAAAGGAUUUGGGAAGGAGCAUGCAAAGUGGAACCCAACAGCAGGCGUCUGUUUCGAAUAUGACCCUGACAAUAUCAUGAGACACACCCUGUUCCCCAAGCCGGACGAGUGGCCGAAAAGUGAGCACACCGAGUUGGACGAGGACCAGUAUGAAGCAGAGUUCAACUGGGAAGCUAAACCCAACAAAUUUUUCUACAAUGUUGAGUCAUCGGGAGCACUGAAGCCGGAAAAUAUUGUCCUAAUGGGGAUUGUGGUGUUAAAGAACAAACUAUUAAAUCUUCAAAUGCAGUUGGCACAAGAAGCACAGAAUGAUGCCUUAGCUAUUAAUUAAUUAAUUGAAUUUAUCAAUUUCUA
Cydia amplana is the source of this 911-nucleotide messenger RNA. RefSeq names its product DNA-directed RNA polymerase II subunit RPB3 (gene RpII33). The transcript has 2 exons. The coding region runs from base 61 to 888 and encodes 275 amino acids. NCBI's taxonomy places the organism in Eukaryota, Metazoa, Arthropoda, Insecta, Lepidoptera, Tortricidae. The record is from RefSeq and is a predicted model, not a curated record. Gene Ontology annotation, molecular function: protein dimerization activity. Gene Ontology annotation, cellular component: RNA polymerase II, core complex. Gene Ontology annotation, biological process: DNA-templated transcription.